Messenger RNA from Sorex araneus (European shrew), 1195 nucleotides. RefSeq names its product chromosome 6 C11orf96 homolog (gene C6H11orf96). Lineage: Eukaryota; Metazoa; Chordata; Mammalia; Eulipotyphla; Soricidae. The record is from RefSeq and is a predicted model, not a curated record.
GGCCGCCGCCGCCCCGCAGCAGGUUUGGAGCCGCCGCCCGGAGAGCCGCAGGCUGCCGCCUCCCGGGGGGCUCCGGCGCAGCAGCGGCCGCCCCCCGCCGACAGCCCCGGCCCCGAGGAGGACGCCGCGAGCGCCAUGGCCGCUGCCAAGCCCGGAGAGCUGAUGGGCAUCUGCUCCAGCUACCAGGCGGUGAUGCCGCACUUCGUGUGCCUGGCCGACGAGUUCCCGCAGUCCGUGCGGCCCGCGCAGCUGUCCAAGGGCCGGGGCCGGCUGCGGCGGCCGCGCCAGUCGCGCUUCAAGACGCAGCCGGUGACCUUCGACGAGAUCCAGGAGGUGGAGGAGGAGGGGGUGUCGCCGAUGGAGGAGGAGAAGGCCAAGAAGUCGUUCCUGCAGAGCCUGGAGUGUCUGCGCCGCAGCACGCAGAGCCUGUCGCUGCAGCGCGAGCAGCUGAGCAGCUGCAAACUGAGGAACAGCCUGGACUCCAGCGACUCCGACUCGGCGCUGUGACCCCGGGAGCCGCCCGCAGCGGGGACUCGGGCGUCCCAUGCGUGCGCCCCCCUCCCCGGGGAGAGAGCCCCGAGCCCCGGGGACCUUCGAGAGACCCGGCGCCGCCGCCGCCGCCCCCCGCGCGCGCUUGAACUCCCCGCCCGGCUCGGACGCGGUGGCUGCGCCCUGCGCGGCGCUCGCCCGGGACCCCGAGGACGUGCGCGUGCGGGGGCCGCUUUCUUUGCCCUUGUCCCUGUAUCUUUAUUAUUAUUUUUUUCUUAAACUCUUGCGGGUGCGAACUCUGCGGUGAGUGGGGCGCGGGGUGGGGUGGUCGUGGCGGUGUCCGUGCAGAGCGGCCCGGGGGGGGGGGGUCUCCCGGGACCUCCUGGAAAGCCGCACCACGCCCCGGCCCGGCGGUCGGCAAACUCCGAGGUUGCACAUCGCGGCACCGUGGCCACCCCCUUAGCGCACGCCGGUUCACACUCACGCCAACGCACGCUCGCUGAGCACUUUUGUAAUGGUCAGGCGCGGCCCGUUGGGACUUGGGGCGCAGCGCAGCUCCCGCUGCCUGCCGGAGGGAAGGGAUGGAUAUUUAUUUUUGCAUCGCGAGGUCUGAACGGCUGUUUAUUUAAACGAUCUUUUUAUCCGGAGAUGUCCGCGGAGGCUCCCGAACGGAGACGAAUAAAGUCAAUAUAUUUGCACAGUGUAA